Vidua chalybeata is the source of this 1460-nucleotide messenger RNA. RefSeq lists its product as uncharacterized. NCBI's taxonomy places the organism in Eukaryota, Metazoa, Chordata, Aves, Passeriformes, Viduidae. The coding region runs from base 83 to 1168 and encodes 361 amino acids. The transcript is spliced from 2 exons. The record is from RefSeq and is a predicted model, not a curated record.
CUGUGCUCCAGGCUCUCAGGCUGUGCUCCACACUCUCAGGCUGUGCUCUCAGGCUGUGCUCCAUGCUCUCAGGCUGUGCUCCAUGCUCUCAGGCUGUGCUCUCAGGCUGUGCUCCAGGCUCUCAGGCUGUGCUCCACACUCUCAGGCUGUGCUCUCAGGCUGUGCUCCAGGCUCUCAGGCUGUGCUCUCAGGCUGUGCUCCAGGCUCUCAGGCUGUGCUCCAUGCUCUCAGGCUGUGCUCUCAGGCUGUGCUCCAUGCUCUCAGGCUGUGCUCCAUGCUCUCAGGCUGUGCUCUCAGGCUGUGCUCCACACUCUCAGGCUGUGCUCCAUGCUCUCAGGCUGUGCUCCACACUCUCAGGCUGUGCUCUCAGGCUGUGCUCCAUGCUCUCAGGCUGUGCUCCACACUCUCAGGCUGUGCUCUCAGGCUGUGCUCUCAGGCUGUGCUCCAUGCUCUCAGGCUGUGCUCUCAGGCUGUGCUCCAUGCUCUCAGGCUGUGCUCCAUGCUCUCAGGCUGUGCUCUCAGGCUGUGCUCCAUGCUCUCAGGCUGUGCUCUCAGGCUGUGCUCCAUGCUCUCAGGCUGUGCUCCAUGCUCUCAGGCUGUGCUCUCAGGCUGUGCUCCACACUCUCAGGCUGUGCUCCAUGCUCUCAGGCUGUGCUCCACACUCUCAGGCUGUGCUCUCAGGCUGUGCUCCACACUCUCAGGCUGUGCUCUCAGGCUGUGCUCUCAGGCUGUGCUCUCAGGCUGUGCUCUCAGGCUGUGCUCCAUGCUCUCAGGCUGUGCUCUCAGGCUGUGCUCCAUGCUCUCAGGCUGUGCUCCAUGCUCUCAGGCUGUGCUCUCAGGCUGUGCUCUCAGGCUGUGCUCUCAGGCUGUGCCCACGGGCUGUGCCCCAAGCUCUCGGCAGCUGGCAGCACGUCCCUGGCUCCCCGCCCACGCUGCCGCAGCACCGAUAAGGUGCCGAAAACACUGUCAGGCCUUUCAGAUAAGAAAGAUUUGGAGCAAGGGAGAGCAGCAGCUCGAGAGCACCGACACUUGUCAGGGUUGUAGCGAGGGUGAUAAGCCAGGUGCGGGAGGCCAGCAGGGGAGCGUGGGCACUGUCUGCCCAGAGCCAGAGACGAGUUAUCUGCACCUCAGCAGCUGCAGCUCUCUGCAGCUCUGCACCUCUCCCUAGCACUCAGGGGCUGUGCCCCCACCGUGUUAACGCCUUCUGGGCACACACUAACAGCUUUGUGGCACCCUUGCUGCUGCCACGAUCAUUCCUAAAUAUUCCCACUUCCUUCUGCAAGGGAGGGUCAGAGGCAGACCGGCAGCCUGAACUCACUGUACAGUCACUCAGUCACUCCUCGUUCUUACCAUCAUAAAGAUACAACAUUACGGCCCAAGUGAAACCUGCAUUGUUUGCUUUCACAAGGGAAGUAUUUCCUACCUAGAAGACAUAAUAAAUGACAAUAAAUGAGUAAGUG